Chinchilla lanigera (long-tailed chinchilla) is the source of this 5943-nucleotide messenger RNA. RefSeq names its product laminin, gamma 3 (gene Lamc3). The record is from RefSeq and is a predicted model, not a curated record. Lineage: Eukaryota; Metazoa; Chordata; Mammalia; Rodentia; Chinchillidae. The coding region runs from base 1 to 4935 and encodes 1644 amino acids. The transcript has 30 exons.
AUGGACAGACUUGGAGGCCUCCCUAGCAGCCGCUGUGGCCCUGCACACCAGCAGGACCUGUUUUCCCCGUUUGCACCCCUCAGCUCCGAGGGCUACCCAGAGCUCCUCAGCUUGGAGCCCUCCUGUCCCCCUGCCUCGGUCCUCGUCCUGCACGUCUCUGAGGAGAUGGCGCCUCCUCCAGGAAGCCUCCCUGACUGCCCCGCCUCCUGGAGCUCAUCUGGCCUCUUCACUGCUUCCAGUGUGGCUGUCACUGGGAUUAGCCAGCCCCAGCCCCUCUGUUUCCUGGAUCACUGUGUGUCUCACCAAGUCAUGGGAGGUUACGGAUUGUCCAUUCCCUGCAACAUGGUGGCCCCAGUGCUCACAGAAGGCCUCCCCUACAAGUGCCCGCACGUGCGCGCGCCGGGCGCGGGGACCCAGUGCCAGCGCUGCGACGCCGCCGACCCCGCGCGCCACCACAACGCCUCCUACCUCACCGACUUCCACAGCCCCGACGACAGCACCUGGUGGCAGAGCCCGUCCAUGGCCUUCGGGGUGCAGCACCCCGCCUCGGUCAACAUCACCCUGCGCCUGGGGAAGGCUUACGAGAUCAGCUACGUGAGACUGAAGUUCCACACCAGCCGCCCCGAGAGCUUUGCCAUCUACAAGCGCAGCCGCGCAGGCGGCCCCUGGGAGCCCUACCAGUACUACAGCGCCUCCUGCCAGAAGACCUACGGCCGGCCCGAGGGCCACCACCUGCAGCCGGGUGAGGACGAGCGAGUGGCCUUCUGCACUUCCGAGUUCAGUGACAUCUCCCCGCUGAGCGGAGGCAACGUGGCCUUCUCCACCCUGGAGGGCCGGCCCAGCGCCUACAACUUCGAGGAGAGCCCGGGGCUCCAGGACUGGGUCACCAGCACCGAGCUCCUCAUCUCUCUAGACCGGCUCAACACGUUCGGGGACGAUAUCUUCAAGGACCCCAGGGUGCUGAGGUCCUACUACUACGCCGUGUCCGACUUCUCCGUGGGUGGCAGGUGCAAGUGCAAUGGGCACGCCAGCGAAUGCGGCCCCGACGCGGCGGGCCAGCUGGUCUGCCGGUGCCAGCACAACACCACGGGCGCCGACUGCGAGCGCUGCCUGCCCUUCUUCCGGGACCGCCCGUGGGCCCGCGGCACCGCCCAGGCCGCCAACGAGUGCCUGCCCUGCAACUGCAGCGGCCGCUCCGAGGACUGCACCUUUGACCACCAGCUCUUCCGCAGUACGGGCCACGGCGGGCACUGCCACCACUGCCGCGACCACACGGCCGGGCCGCACUGCGAGCGCUGCAAGGACGACUUCUACCGCUGGGACCUGCGGGCGCCGUGCCGGCCCUGUGACUGCCACCCGGCAGGCUCCCUGCACCUCCAGUGCGAUGCCUCGGGCACCUGCCCCUGCAAACCCUCGGUGACCGGCUGGAAGUGUGACCGCUGCCUGCCUGGGUUCCACUCGCUCAGCGAGGGCGGCUGCAGACCUUGCACCUGCAAUGCUGCUGGCAGCCUGGGUACCUGUGACCCCCACAGUGGGCACUGCCCCUGCAAAGAAAAUGUGGAAGGCAGCCUGUGUGACAGAUGUCGCCCGGGGACAUUUAACCUGCAGCCCCACAACCCGGCCGGCUGCAGCAGCUGCUUCUGCUAUGGCCACUCCAAGGCGUGCACGGCCGCGGGCGGGUUCCAGGUGCACCACAUCCUCUCCGACCUCCGCCAGGGAGCCGGGGCCUGGCGCACCAGAGGCACAGGGGGCGCAGAGCACCCCGCAAGGUGGAGCCCGGGUGGGGUCCUCCUGGGCCCCGAAGACGAGGAGCUCACAGCCCCAGAGGUGUUCCUGGGAGACCAGCGGCUCAGCUACGGGCAGCCCCUCACGCUGACCUUCCGAGUGCCCCCCGGGGGCUCCCCGCCGCCUGUGCAGCUGAGGCUGGAAGGAGCGGGCCUGACACUGGCUCUGAAGCCGUCCGGCCAGUUGGGUGCCCAGGACGCGGGGCAGCCGGGGCAGGCGCAGCUCCGCUUCCUCCUGCAGGAGACCUCCGAGGAUGCGGAGCUCCCGCUGCCCGCCUUCCACUUCCAGCGGGUCCUUGCCAACCUGACUGCUCUGUGCCUCCGGACCAGCGGCCAAGGCUCUGGCCUUUCCGGCCGAGUGCUCCUGAGUGAGGUGCAGCUCACGUCGGCUCGGGUCCAGCGGGGACUGUCCCCGCCAGCCACCUGGGUAGAGACUUGCUCGUGUCCCCGGGGCUACAUGGGCCAGUUCUGUGAGUCCUGUGCUCCAGGAUACAAGAGGGAGACACCGCGGGGGGGUCCCUAUGCCAGCUGUGUCCUCUGCACCUGUAACCAGCAUGGCACCUGUGACCCCAAUACAGGGACCUGCCUAUGCGGCCACCACACCGAGGGCUCGUCCUGUGAGCGCUGCUUGCCAGGUUUCUAUCGCAACCCCUUCUUGGGCCAAGCCGACGACUGCAAGCCCUGUCCGUGUCCCAGCCGGUCAGCCUGCACCACGGUCCCGGAGAGCGGUGAAGUGGUGUGUACACACUGCCCCUCAGGCCAGAGAGGGCGGCGCUGCGAGAGCUGUGACGACGGCUUCUUCGGGGACCCGCUGGGGCUCUCUGGGGCCCCCCAGCCCUGCCGCCGGUGCCAGUGCAGCGGGAACGUGGAUCCAAACGCCGUGGGCAACUGCGACCCCCUGUCUGGCCGCUGCCUGCGCUGCCUGCACAGCACGACCGGGGAGCGCUGUGAGCUGUGUCGCAAAGGUUUCUAUGGCAGCGCCCUGGCCCUGCGGCCAGCGGACAAGUGCACGCCCUGCAGCUGCAGCCCCAAGGGCUCGGUCAGUGCAGAGACACCCUGCGACCCGGUGACCGGCCAGUGUCCCUGCCUGCCCCACGUGACUGGCAGGGACUGCAGCCUCUGCAGCGCCGGCUUCUACGACCUCCAGCCAGGCAGGGGCUGCCGCAGCUGUGCAUGUCACCCGCUUGGCUCCCAGGAGAACCAGUGCCACCCUGAGACGGGGCAGUGCCACUGCCGCCCGGGUGUCACAGGCCUGGCCUGUGAUAGGUGUGAACCAGGUUUCUUCGGCUUCUCCAUCAAGGGAUGCCGGGCUUGCAGGUGCUCCCCGCUGGGCGCUGCUGUGGCCCAGUGCCACGAGAACAGCACGUGCGUGUGUCGGCCCGGCUUUGUGGGCUACAAGUGCGACCGCUGCCAGGACAACUUCUUCCCCACGGAGGGCGGAGCACACUGCCAGGAGUGCCCGCCCUGCUACGGCCUGGUGAAGGAGGAGGUAGCCAAGCUGAAGGCCAGGCUGACCCUGAUGGAGGGGUGGCUGCGGGGCUCCGACUGUAGCAGUCCCUGGGGGCCACUAGACAUUCUGCAGGGAGAAGCCCCCCGGGGGGACGGCUAUCAGAGUCGCCACCUGCUGCCAGGGGCGCGGGAAGCCCUCCUGGGGCAGCUGACAGGCCUCGAAGGUGCUGUGAAGGCCGCCCGGGAGCAGCUGCAGGCGCUGAGUGAGGCCGCUGACUGUGCCCGGGCCGGAGCCCGGAAGACCUGCACCCAGCUGGCUGACCUGGGGGCGACCCUGGAGUCCACGCAAGACGAGAUUCUGCAGGCAGCCAGCGUGCUCGCAUCUCUGGUGAUUCUCUGGGACGGGCCCAGGCAGCCCUCCAACUGGAGCCAGCUGGCUACAGAGGCCCGCACCCUCGCCAGGGGCCACAGGGAUGCCGCUGCCAAGACUGAAGCCGUUGUGCGUCGCGCCCUGCUGGCCUCCAACACCAGCUACGUGCUCCUCCGGAGGCUGGUGGACAGCAGGACAGCCCUGGAGACCCAGCGGGACCUGGAGGACAGGUACCAAGAGGUCCAAGAGGCCCAAAAAGCGCUGGGCAUGGCUGUGGCACGGGAGCUUCCCGAAGCCAGGAGGGUGCUGGCGUCCGUGCGGCAAGGCAUCGAUGAUGCGGCCCCGCACCUGGCCUCCCUGGCAGCCGCCGCUGGAGCCCCGCCUCCCGAGUCCCAGGCCGGAGACCUGGGCCUCAGAGCGUGGGCCCUGGAGCAGAAGGUGGCAUUGAGGGAGCGUGUGGCCAGUGAGGCUGCCGGGGCCCUCCAGGCCUCCGCCCGGGCAGCGCUGCGGAGGACAGAGCCCCUCACGCAGCUGCGCCAGGAGGCCACAGCCGCCCUGGCGUGGGCUUCCUCGUCUGUCCAGGCUGCCUCGAUGACCGUGACGGGAGCCAAGGCCCUGCUGGCUGACCUGCAAGGAAUGAAGCUGCGAUUUCCUCGGCCCAAGGACCAGGCUGCGCUGCGGAGGAGAGCAGGCACGGUCAGGGACCGGCUCCUGGCAGACGCGAGAAGGAAGACCCAGCAGGCAGAGAGGAUGCUGGGAACUGCGGCAUCGCUCUCCUCCAGCGCCAGGAAGAAGAGCAGAGAAGCAGAGCUGUUGGCCAAGGGCGAUGCCAAGCUCGCCAGGGCCUCGCUGCGGGACGGGAAGCAGGGCCACCGCCGUGCCAGCCGGCUGGCCAGCCAGGCGCAGGUCACGCUCCGACAGGCCUCGCAGCUGGCGCUGGCCGAGGGAACACGCAGGCGGGAGCUGGAGGAAGCUGAGCAGGUGGGUGCCGGGCUGAGCACAGUGGAGCAGCAGAUCCAGGAGUCACGCGUCUCCCUGGAGAAGGACAUCGAGGCCUUGUCCGAGCUGCUCGCCAAGCUGGGGUCCCUGGACACCCAUGAAGCCCCCGCCCAAGCCCUGAGCGAGACCCAGCGGGCCCUGGAAGGCUUGAGGCUUCAGCUGGGCUCAGAGGGGGCGCUGCAGGGGAAACUGAGGCUGCUGGAGCAGAAGUCCGAGCAGCAGAGGCUGCAGAUCCAGGGCUUCGACAGCGACCUCACCGAGAUCCGAGCCGACAAGCGGAACCUGGAGGCCAUUCUGCGCAGCCUGCCCGAGCGCUGUGCGGGCUGGCAGUGAGGGCACAGCCUGGCACUCUCUCCUCCACGCGCUACUUCCUGGCCCGGGACACAGCACCACGGCAGCCUGUGCGCACCAUCCUCUGGGGCACACACCCAGCAGCACGCUCACUCUGGCAUCAGUAACACACACCUGUGCCCGGGUGCAACACACGCACACAUACACAAAACAGUCCAACUCCGGCUGGUGCUGAGAGCCAGCCGUGUGCUGGGACCCUUCACAAGCUGAGGGGGGUGUGUUACGUUAAAUUCCCUGCAGGGCCACCUGUCUGCCUGCUGCAGAGAGCAGGAGCAGCAUCUAGGAGCAGGGGAGGGGUGUGUGCAGAGAGCUGGGGGGAGCAAAGCCAGGGCCACAGCUACUAGCACCAAGGCUGUCCCCCAGUCUCACCGCAGCCCCUUGUACCCACCAUGGGCACACACACCCAGCAGCCCAGGGACCAGGCCAGGUCCUGGGGACCUUCUCAGCCCCUGCAUUUGAGACUCAGGACCCCCCUGAGGCUGUGGUGUGGCCUGCUUGGCUGGCAGGGCAGCAUUCCCCUUUCUGGACCCUUCCCUCCCAGGAGCUGGGUCUGACCCCACACCCCCCGGCAGCCGGUGAUUGGCUCAGAGCCAGGCCCUCCAGAGUCUAAAGGGCCUCCGACCGGCCACAGAAAUACCCCCUGGUGCCCUUACUCACCCUCAACCUGUGAUGGACGUUUCCUGAUCCAGCCCUGCGGCCCCACCUGCCAUGAAGGAGGCCACAGGGUGUGGAGUCUGGCCACCAUUCCAGUCUGUCCUGCCUGGGGAAUCCCCCUGCGGCCUGGUCCCCGGUGGCCUCUGCCCAGGGCUCCCUGGCAUUUCCUCCACCCCUUUCCUGGGCCUUCUUCCAGCAGGCAGCAGGGCCUUGGCACCCGGCUGACAGGUGCCUCUGCGGGCCCGGUGCUUCCUGGCUACACUGUCCCCAUCUGGGCGAGCAGGUGGCAACAUGGACCAGUUCUACGUGUGAGGAAAUAAAGGACCCUUUACCGAA